UCCUGCUUGCAAUUUCCCAUUCCACUGUGAAAGUAUAUCUAUCUGCAAUUUCCAUACGUCUUCUUCUUAUAAAGCACUCAUACCUACUUGCAUCAUGUCUUCUCCCAUCAAGAACGUAAUGAUCAUCGGCGCAUCAGGCAGCAUUGGCCCCGCUGUCAUCUCUUCUCUUCUGGCAAACAACUUCGCCGUCUCAGUCCUAACUCGCGAAUCCUCUUCUUCAACUUUCCCAUCAGACAUCACCGUCCAUUGCACAGAUUACUCUCCCACCUCACUCAUCAAAGCAUUCCAAGGCCAGGAUGCCAUCAUCUCAGCAAUAGCAACCAUGUCAACCUCUCUCCAAUCCAGCAUCGUCGACGCCGCAGUCACCGCGGGUGUCAAACGUUUCAUCCCCUCCGAAUAUGGAAUCGACACUUCCAUUCCCGAAGUCGAAACUCUCGUUCCUCUUACAAAAGGGAAACGAGACACAAUCGCGCAUCUGAGAACCAAAGAGAAGGAGGGGUUGAGCUGGACGGCUAUUUGCGUUGGCUCGUUCUUUGAUUGGACAUUUGCAUUACCGCGUGUUCAGGGCUGGAAUCUACCUGAGAGGAAAGCCUUGAUUUUUGAUGGAGGGAUCUAUGAGUAUGAAGCUACUAAUAUCGAGCAGAUUGGACGGGCUGUUGCCGCUGUGCUCCUUCCUGGGCAUUUGGAGGAGACGGAAAAUAAGUAUGUGUACGUGAACUCGUUUACGGUGUCGCAGACACAGGUCUUGAAUGCUUUGGAGAAGGCUACGGGAGAGAAGUUUGAGGUUGAGCAUGCAAAGGUCGAGGAACUGGUUCGGCUUAAGUGGGAAGGGUUGGGAUUGAAAGGCGGUUGGUUCGGCAGUGAAGAGAUCACGGCUGCGCUUUAUGGUAAUGGGAACGUGAAUAACUUUUCUAAGAAGGGUUUGUUGAAUGAUAGGUUGGGCUUGCCAAAGGAGGAUUUGGAGGAAACUUUGAAGAGGGUUCUGGAAAAGAAAGCUUAG
Messenger RNA from Mollisia scopiformis, 1000 nucleotides. Its product is annotated as isoflavone reductase family protein. Gene Ontology annotation, molecular function: oxidoreductase activity. The record is from RefSeq and is a predicted model, not a curated record. Bases 95 to 1000 code for a protein of 301 amino acids. Lineage: Eukaryota; Fungi; Ascomycota; Leotiomycetes; Helotiales; Mollisiaceae. The transcript has a single exon.